AGCUAACGAGCUAGCCACUUCUGCUCGGGCCUCGUUGCUGACGUUACUUAGCAACUAAGAACGUCCGUACUUUGUAACCUCGCUGCUUUGGUGUGAUCGGUGUGGCCAUGGCGCUGCCACAGAGCAGCUCACUUGUACGCGCCGAACCUUGUGUUAAGCUAUCGGUCCGGGUUUGUUAGACUUGUGGUGAACUUGCAGCAGCAGUGAGCCCUGCUGGAGUGUCGGUAUUACUGCGAAGACUUGCGAAAUGUUUCAUGUUCGGGGCGGACAGUGAGCUCCGCGAAUGCGUGGACGUUUGGCGUCUAGGAACUGAAUUUAGAGUCUAGUGUUUGACGAAUGGAUGGGGAAAUCGACACACGUGGCUAAGGAGGUUGUCCCUUUUGGAGCAUCUUCCCUUUCUCCCUCGUCCCCUUUCCUUUUUUGUUUUGUUUGUUUUCUUUCCUUUCUCUUUUUAAGGGGGCACCACCUGAAAGAAGUUCUGCUUAUCUGUUGAUUUCAUGGUUUGGUUUGGUUUUGCACUGAGUAUUUGUGGAUUUCAUCAAUCGCAAAAAGAAACAUGAGCACCGCUAAGCCCAGUGGACUUAAAGUGCCCAGCAAGAUAACCAAGCCAGCUGGGACGAAAGCCCCGAAAACGAACCUCAGUGCAGCUGGAGCUAAAGCUGAGCCUGAGAAGAAUGCAUCAUCUGCUGAAGAUACCCAAAAUGGAGGGGAGAAUUUCCAGCUUGGGGAGCGGGUAUGGGUGAAUGGGAAUAAGCCUGGCUUCAUUCAUUUUUUGGGAGAGACACAGUUUGCCCCGGGACAGUGGGCGGGUAUCGUUCUCGACGAGCCAAUCGGAAAGAAUGACGGUUCCGUGGCUGGCGUACGUUACUUCCAGUGUGAGCCUCUACGAGGAAUAUUCACCCGUCCGUCCAAACUGUCUCGCACCGAAGGGGAGUCCAAUGGCACUCAGACAGCACCACAGUCACGGGCCGCAUCACCGACUCCUUCAGUGGGUAGCGUGGCUUCCCACACGCCUUCUACAAAAUUAAAGACUGUGGCGACAAAGAAGGUGCCGCCUGCUUCCCCGGCAGUGACGUCUUCCAACCUUGUUGGAACAAACAGUGAAUCCGUCUCAAACCUGUCGGAGAGCGGAUCUGUUAAAAAAGGCGAACGAGAGCUCAAAAUAGGAGAUCGUGUUUUGGUUGGCGGCACAAAGGCUGGCGUGGUGCGUUUCCUUGGGGAAACAGAUUUUGCUAAAGGUGAAUGGUGUGGUGUUGAGUUGGAUGAGCCUUUAGGAAAGAAUGACGGCGCAGUGGCUGGCACAAGGUAUUUCCAGUGCCAGCCUAAGUAUGGCUUGUUUGCCCCUGUACACAAGGUGACACGGAUUGGUUUCCCCUCGACCACACCAGCCAAAUCAAAAACUACAGUUCGUAAAGUGGGCACGACUCCAUCAGGACUGAAGAGAAGCCCGAGUGCUUCGUCUGUCAGCACCAUGAGCUCUGCAGUUUCUGUCAGUGCAAUGCCCAGUCGCUCCGGCCUGCUUGCAGAGACGUCAUCACGCUACAGCCGUAAGAUUUCAAGCACCACAGCGCUACAGGAAGCGCUGAAAGAGAAACAACAGCACAUUGAACAGCUCAUGGUUGAGAGGGAUAUGGAGAAAGCGGAGGUUGCCAAAGCCACCAGCCAUGCUGGAGAGAUGGAGCAGGAAAUGAACCUGCUCAGGGAUGAGCAUGAGCAGAUGGAGUCUAAAAUGGAUCAGUUGCGUGCCUUGGUAGAAGCUGCUGACAAAGACAAAGUAACUCUGCUAAAUCAACUGGAGGAGGAGCGUCGUAAAGUGGAGGAUCUUCAAUUCAGAGUAGAAGAGGCAUGUAUUGCCAAAGGAGAGUUGGAGACGCAGACCAGACUGGAGCAUGCCCAGAUUAAGGAGCUUGAACAGAGCCUGCUCUUUGAAAAGACCAAAGCUGAGAAACUCCAAAGAGAGUUAGAAGACACUAGGGUUGCCACAGUGUCUGAAAAAUCCCGCAUCAUGGAGCUUGAAAGGGACCUUUCACAACAGAACAGAGAAGUGGCUGACCUGCAGCUCCGUCUUGGGGCCAAAGAUGGCUCCGUGGACCCGGACUCCACCCUUUCCAACCUCCUGGAAGAGGUCAACAGGUUGAGAAGUCAGUUGUCCUCUCAAGAUGUUAGGCACCAAGAGGAGAUGGCAAAGCAGAAGGUGGAACUUGAAUCUCAAGAGAAGGCUCACAUAGAGAUGACGGCUCAGCUUCAGGCGGCAUCUAUUCAGCUGUCUAGUGACAAAGAGCAGUUGCAUAUCCGCUUGAGUCAGGCUGAGAAGGAGAAGGCAGAUGAUGUGGAAGCUUGGAAGACCAAGCUAGAGUCCGUUACCACCUCUCACCAACAAGCCAUGGAGGAGCUGAAGUUGUCCUUGAGUGCUGGCAAUGUGCAAGUGUCAGAGCUUGAAGAAACCAAAGCAGCUCUAGAGAAGCUAAAGCUGGAGCACAAAUUGGCUAUAGAGGAAUUGGACGCCAAGCAUGUUGCUGAGCUAACUGCUUGUGCUCAUAAGGCUCAGGAGCUGAAAGCAUUGCUGUCAUCAUUGACAGACGAGAAGGACCAACUGAAGGAGAUGUUGCGAUCGAGUGUUGAUAAAGCUGAGGACCAGCACCUGGUGGAGAUGGAGGAGGUUCUUGGAAAGUUGAAUGCUGCAGAACUUCGAGUUAAAGAACUUGAGGAGAAAGAAGUUCUGAUGGCACAACAAUCCUUGGAAAAGGAUACCAAAGCUGAAGAGCAGAUGGCGGAAGUUGUGGCUCUACGCAGCCAAGUGACACAAAGUAACCAGGAGCUUGAGACCUUGAAGACACAGCUGGCAGACGUGGAAAAACAAGGGAACGCUCAGGACUCUAAGGUUGGUGAGCUGGGUUCCAAGUUGCAGUUCAAAGAGCAAGAAGUUCUCACCCUGCAGCAGAGUCUGACAGCUGUGCAGCAGGAAGUGAAAACUCUGGAACAGCAGCUUGAUGGCAUGAAGCAGAAGUUGACUGAAAGCACAGAGCAACAUUCAAAAUCAGCAAUCACUAUGCAAGACACCGUUGAGAAGUUCACUCAGAAGGAGGAACAGUGCGCAUCACUGACAGCAGAGGCUGAAACCCUUAAAACUCAACUCAGUGGCCUGGAGAGGAAGCUGGGGGCGGCAGACAAGAGAGUGGAGCAACUCACCAAGGACAAGAGCAAGCUGGAAAAUGAUAUUUCAGAGAUGAUGAAGGCUUCUGGAGAUAGUUCAGUUCAGCUUACUAAGAUGAAUGACGAUUUGAAAGAAAAAGAAAGGCGGGUGGAGGAGUUACAGAAUCAGCUGGCAGAGCAGAAGGAGACCAUUUCUAACCUGAGUGAAAAACAUUCACGCGAACUGAAUCAAAAGGAACAGGAGCUGACUGACACCAGAGGAGGACUCGAAUCUCAAAUUGACAGCCUUCAAGAGAAGAUUACAACCUUGGAAAAGACUGUUCUCCAGGGAGAGACUCUUGUGGAGGAACUGAAGCAGUCUAAAGAGAAAAGUCUGUCUGAGGUCUCAAGCCUUCAUGGGAAGGAACUUCAGGUCUUGCAGGAUCAGCUGGACAAGUUAAAGCAUGAGAUCUCACAGUCCACAGACAAAAACCAGCAGCUGGAGAAGUUGGUAACUGAGUUGAAGCCAUUCAAGGAACAAGUUCAGUGUGUUUCUGCUGAGCUUGACUCCUCCAAGCAUGAUGUGAAAAACUUGUCCAAAAAACUGGAGACUCAGAAUAUAGAUCUUGUGAACAUGACUAAACAAUGCGCAGACGUUAACACAGAGAAAUGUGAUCUGGAGAAACGGCUUUCAUGCAUACAAAAUGAGCUAUCGGAGAAGGAGGGUCGUCUCGAGCAGCUGUUGGCACAGAAUAAGGAACUGCUGGAGUCAAGAGAAAUGUACACGAAACAGCAAGAUGAUCUUCUUGUGCAAAAUACAUGUUUGGAUCAAGAAAAGGAAUCACUGAACAACAAACUCAGGGAAGUAAAUAGCAGUUUGCAAGAAGCCCAAGAAGACAACACAGCUCUGAAACAGUCAGUUCAGGAACACAAGGACAAAAUUGAGGAGCUUCAGAAGAUAGUUACAGGGAACAAUGAGUUAAUCCAAAACCAUCAACAGCGCAUCGAGGAACAACAGGCUCAAACAAAGCAACUUGUUGACGAUUAUGAAAAUGUGUGCAAGGAAAAGAAGAGGGUUGAAGAGGACCUCAGUGAAGCCAGAUCGAACUUCACAACUGAAAGGGAGACCCUGCUCUCAGACAUCAAUGCUGCUAAAAAUGCCAAAAAGUCUCUGGAUGCUAAAAAUGCUGAGCUGCAGGCCAAAUUUCAAUCGAUGAAGUUAGAAAAAGAAGACCUGACAAUGAAGAAUACUCAGCUACAAGCUCUCACAGAAACACUGACGAAAGAGAAGGCAGAGUUGGCAGGUCAAAUCAGUGUUGCCGCGACUGAUAAAAAGAGCCUAGAAUUGCUGAAGGAGGAGCUUCAGAACAAGCUAGCUGUCUCCAAGAAAGACCUGGAGUCUUCAGUUCGCGAGGUCCAAGAUCUUCAAGCAUCGAAACUGAGCUUGGCCCAGAUGCUGGAAGAAUUUAAAACAAGUAAUGAGAUUACCGAUUCUGAAAGGAUUCAGCUUAUACAGGAGAAGGAAAGCUUGCUGACGAUUCAAAGGAAGGUCAGCAAUGAGAAAGACGAGCUAGUAAAAGAAAUUGAAGAAUUAAAUGGGAAGCUGAAAGAUCUGAGGCUGGAACUCUCUCAGACCAAUGACAGAUUACAAGACGCCUUGUCAUCACUUGAACAGGAGAAGCGGGCGUUGAACACUCAGAGCUCUGAAUCCAAGAUGGCUCUACAUGAGUUACAAAAAGAAAAGUUGGCAUUGGAAGGAGCUCUGGAGAAGCAGAUGGCUGAAUUUGAGCAUUUGUCUAUUGAGAAAGGUGAGCUGGAGGAGAAGCUUAGUAAAGUACUGUCUGAGAAAGAGAGUCUUUCUCUUGAGAGGGAGAAACUGUGUUCUGAUAUCAGGUCAAUUGCUGACCAGUUGGACAGUCACACGAAGGCCAACAGUGAACUUAUCCAAGAAAAGACUAAAUUAUUAGCACUACUGGGGGAAACACAAAACAAGCACAGUUUGGCUGAAAGUGAGUUACAUUUAUUUCGAAAAGAAAAAAGCGAGCUUGAGCAGACCCUGGACAAGCAGAAGUCACGUAUUGAGAUGUUUGAGAAAAGCCAAACUGAGCUCGGUCAAGAACAUGAGGCACUAAAAACCAAUUCUGAAAAGAAUAAGGUGGAACUGACUCAGCAAAUAAGUGAUCUUAGAAGACAGUGUGAGAGUCUGCAGUCAUCACAAAGCCAAGCAGAUGUCCAACUGCAGGCCUUAGAGAGCCAAAAGACGAGUCUCCUUCAGCAGAUUCAGGACUUGAAGCAACACAGUGAUUUGAUGUCUGAGGCGAAGAACCGUCUAGAGAAUCAGCUUCAGGCAGAGUGCGGAGAACGGAGUAAAGUUCUCACCGACAAGGAUGGCCUGGAAAGACAAAUGGAUGGGCUUAGAAAACAGGUGUCGCUACUGGAAGAAGAGAAGGCAGAACACUUGUCUCAUCUCAAGGAUGCUGAUGAACAGAAGGCAGCUUUUAGGGUGGAGAUGGGCGAGACAAGUGCUCGACUGAAGAGGCUAGAGCACGAAACUAGUCAGUUGUCUCAAGACAAGCAAGAACUUCUGUCUCAAGUUAAGGAGAUGGAGCAACAAGCACUUGAACUGACCUCUGAGAAGAAGAACCUUUUAGAUGAGCAGUCUAAACUGGAGCAAGCGGUGACCUCUCUACGCGUCAGUCAAGAAGACUGGCUGUCAGAGCGCGCUAAGUUUCUUGAAGAUCUGGAGAACGAAAAAGCGAACAUGCAACAAUUUGAGGUCGAGUUCAAAGCUGUCCAAGCCGAAAAAGAUCUUCUACAAAAGCAACACCAGUCUGCCAUUGAGGAAGGAAAGGCUGUUGAGAACAAGCUCUCCUCCGACCUGUCCACGAUAACAGCCCUGAAGGAUUCACUGCAAGCGGAAAAAGACGAGUCCAUCCAGCGAGUCCAGCAGCUCGAGUCCCAACUAAAACUUGCCCUUUCUAAGCAGCUUGAGGCUUCAGAGUCUUCCGGCAAAACUAACAAAGCACUUGAGCAGCUGACGCUAGAGAAGGACAGCUUGCUCCAAGAAAAGAGCAAAGCUGCUGCUCUAUUGGAAGAGGCCAGACAUUCUAAAGAGGAGUUGGAAGCUCAGCUGGCAGUGCUGAAGAAGGAUAAUUCCAAGUACAGAGAAGAUCUAAAUGGAUCCAAAGAGCUGCUUUGCACAGAAACUCAGAAGAAUAAGAGUCUGUGUGAGCAAGUUAAAAAGCUUGAAGACACAGUUAAUGAGAAGUCUACAGCUCUUCAGAUGCUGCAAGAAGAGAAGGACAAGUUGACUCAGGACCUUGAAAGCAAUCAGAAAGGGCAGAAUGAGCUUGUGAAGCUCAAGGAAGAUCGAAAAGCACUCAAAAAACAGCUGGAGGAGUUGAAGAAAAGCCUGCCAAGCAAUGGUUUCAGUGAAAGCAGCCUGAAGGAGAAGUUGGACAAGCAGAAGACGGACCUCCAACAGACAGUCCAUAAAAACAGUGCCUUAAUCUCAGAAAAGGAUCAGCUGGUCGAAAAUCUGAAGGCCGAGCUGACCUCUCUUCGCGGUGAAAGUGCCUCGGUUAAAUCUCUGCACGAGACAAUUCAGACUCUGGAGAAGGACAAGCUGCGUCUCAAGGAGCAGGUGGAGAGGCUCGAGAGGGACGGAGUGGUGGGCGCCUCAGGUGAUGCGAGUGGGGACAAGCAGAAUGAAGACGAAGAUGAUGCGGAGGGUCAGAUCCAGUUCCUCAAUUCAGUCAUCGUGGACCUUCAGAGGAAGAACCAGGAACUCAAGGAGAAACUGGAAAAAAUGGCCACCGCUGCUCUAAAUGGGAACAACCAGAGCGAGCUGGAUAACUACAACAGUGCUGAGAAAGAGCACGUGAAGAAGAAGCCUCCUCCGCGACUCUUCUGCGACAUCUGCGACUGCUUCGACCUGCACGACACGGAGGACUGCCCCACGCAGAUGCAGAUGCCCGACUCGCCGCCUCACACCAGCUACCACGGCAAUAAAGGCGAAGAGCGGCCGUACUGUGACAUCUGUGAGGUGUUCGGCCACUGGACAGACUCCUGCAACGACGACCAGACCUUCUAAUGCCUUCGACGUCCGAUCGCACAAUCACUGUACUUGCACAUGAUCUGGGAUAACGCUGUGCUUUUUAGUGUGACGGUGGUUCUGAAACAGCAUCUGGACUAAAGCACAUGGCAAUCAAGCUAUUUGUAUUAUUUCUAUUACAAACAGGGGAGAUGUGCGCAUGUGUGACACCUGGUGGUGACGUGGGAUGAACAUAUUACGAGAGAAGAUUCUUCCGAUCUUUUAAUUUAUGAAGAGAUCAUUUGCACAGCUUGUCAGUGAGACACACUUUGUUUGAAAAUGUAAAUGACUUGAUCAGUUUCUGCAAAAAGAAAAAAAGAAAAGAUCCAUAGUUUAUUUUUAUAUGCUGGAAAUCGGUUGUGUGACGGAUGAGAACAGCAGUGGUCCUCGUGUGCGUCGGCUGAAACGGGAACUCGGGGAAAUGUGAGCACUUCCCACUUUGAUGGAAUCAGUUCCGCAUGAAUUGCCUUCCCAAAUUAGCUUUUUAACAAUUGCGCAAUGUCUUUGUGAGACAUUGAAACAAUUUGUCCAAAACUGUUUAAAAUAAAGUUCAUUUAUGCUUAAAUUGAAA
Synchiropus splendidus (mandarinfish) is the source of this 7796-nucleotide messenger RNA. RefSeq names its product CAP-GLY domain containing linker protein 1a (gene clip1a). Lineage: Eukaryota; Metazoa; Chordata; Actinopteri; Syngnathiformes; Callionymidae. The record is from RefSeq and is a predicted model, not a curated record. Gene Ontology annotation, biological process: cytoplasmic microtubule organization; positive regulation of microtubule polymerization. The coding region runs from base 557 to 7225 and encodes 2222 amino acids. Gene Ontology annotation, molecular function: microtubule plus-end binding. The transcript has 27 exons. Gene Ontology annotation, cellular component: nucleus; microtubule plus-end; cytoplasm.